Molecule: messenger RNA, 839 nt
Organism: Pogonomyrmex barbatus (red harvester ant)
Lineage: Eukaryota; Metazoa; Arthropoda; Insecta; Hymenoptera; Formicidae
Gene: mRpS18C
Product: mitochondrial ribosomal protein S18C
Biological process (GO): mitochondrial translation
Cellular component (GO): ribosome; mitochondrial small ribosomal subunit
Molecular function (GO): structural constituent of ribosome; small ribosomal subunit rRNA binding
Source: RefSeq, a predicted model, not a curated record
UCAUGGAAUCAUUUUAUCUUUAUUAUUUAAAUAUUAAACAAGAAUAAAUAAUAUUCUGUGCAUUAUUUGUUCUUGUUUCUAAUAUCUAAAUAACAAGCAUUGUAAGCAUAAAUCGAGAUGCAAUCCAGCUUAGUCGAAAUACGUAAUCUAUAUUUAUCAUAUCUAUGAUCGAAUGUCAACAUGAAAAGGUAUCUUAAUAUUUUCGAAGACUUAUAAGAUUUAAAGGUUAUGUGAAUUACAAUUGUAAAUUAAUUUUAAAUAAAACAACAUGAUUUCUGCUUCUGCUUUACAAAAAGUUGCAAUGACGUUUGUUAUCAGUAAAUUUUACAAACCAUGUUUUCGAAAUAUAAGCAAAAGUUUUUCCGAUAAAUCUGUAACAGUUAACAUUGCGGUGGAAGAUGAUAUGCCUACUAAAAUUAAAAAUCCUUUUGUAAAAGAAAAGCAACAGUGCAUUUUAUGUAAAUUGAAUAUUGAACCAGAUUAUAAAAAUGUAAGAUUACUUUCACAAUUUCAAAGUCGAUACACAGGCAGAAUAUAUGGAAGACAUAUAACUGGAUUAUGUAAACACAAACAGAUGCGAGUAGAAGAAGAAAUUAUAAAAGCUCAAUGUGCAGGUUUAAUGGGUCAGUGGACUAAAGAACCAGAAUAUAUCAAAGAUCCAAAGCUAUUUGAUCCAAAUCAUCCAUUUAGGCCACACAAAUAUUAGACAAGUAAUAAUAGGAUAUUUAUAUAGAUAUAUGUUUAUACAUAAAUAAAAUUAUUGCAUUAUAUAAUUGCAUUUACAUCAAUUAUCACCAUUAUACCAUGUUCGAAUAAAAUUCCUUGUGUAAAAUAUAUUA